Messenger RNA from Huiozyma naganishii CBS 8797, 1878 nucleotides. It is a transcript of the gene VMS1, whose product is annotated as Vms1p. NCBI's taxonomy places the organism in Eukaryota, Fungi, Ascomycota, Saccharomycetes, Saccharomycetales, Saccharomycetaceae. The record is from RefSeq and is a predicted model, not a curated record. The coding region runs from base 1 to 1878 and encodes 625 amino acids. The transcript has a single exon.
AUGAGUGUUGCACAGUUUAAGAAAAUUGAUACUUACGUGUAUGAUUUAUCUAACGAAGUUUUGGACUCACUGCAAUUGACUGGCUUUGAUGAAAACUUCAAAGAACUAGCCAUUGAAACUAAUUUGCCACUAGUCGCGCAGAAUGAACAAGAUAAGGCUUCUCAAGUGCUGCCACCGGAUCAAUUGGAAAGGUUGAAGACGAAACCCAUCUCGACAAAGUUGCAUUGUACCGUUUGUGAUUUGGACUUCGCAGACCUGGUAAACCAAAGAGCUCAUUAUCAAACAAAUAUUCAUAUUCACAAUUUGAAAAGGAAGAUAUCUGGGCUGGAGGCAGUCACUGAGAGCGAUGUAAUAGCCAGCGAUAGUAGCCAGGAUGACCAAGCGCCUAGCGACGUGUCAGAUAUUGAGGAGGAGGAAACUGAGUCAGACGACAGUGAUGAUCAAAUUACUGAAACGCUCACCCAAAUGAACAUAACCCAGACAGAAACUGGGGAAGCUUUUCCCCUCUCGCCCCAUCUAAACACAAUGUCCCCACAAAUUUACUUCAAUACAAAGUUACUCGCUGAAACAAACAAAGCGUUCGGGGUGUAUAAAGUUCUCUUUGAUAAGAGCGAACUCCUUCGCCCGGACUUGGCCUUACGAAAUUGGAAUAAGACUGUCGACCAAUCAGUGAGCAUGUCUGCGCUGUUCAUGGUGGGUGGUGGUCACUUUGCUGGUGCAAUUGUCAGUCACCAGCGGAAUAACGUUAAGGGUAAUGCCUCUAAACAGAAUAUAAGUUUCGAAGAACAGGGCGUGAACUUCUUGGAGCAGAAGACUUUCCACAGAUACACCACCAGGCGAAAGCAAGGUGGAUCCCAAUCUGCAAUGGAUAAUGCUAAGGGUAAAGCCCAUUCUGCAGGGUCAACACUGCGGAGGUAUAAUGAGGCAGCCUUGAAGGUAGACGUGCAAACUCUACUGAAAACAUGGGAGCCAUAUUUGAAGCAAUGUGAGAAUAUUUUUAUAAGAGCGAGAAGCGUGACAGACAGAAAGAUAUUUUACGAUAAUGGAGUUUUAGAGAAAAACGACCCAAGAUUGAAAACUUUCCCGUUCACUACCUCUAGGCCUACUGCCACUGAAUUGAAAAAAGCGUGGUGCGAGCUGACGUAUUUGAAAGUAUCUGAAAAACCGGCAGCCGUAGAGCCUAAAAAAUUUAGCAAACAGGUCCCUUCAGCCCAGAAGGUGAAAACUCCUGAGCCCGAAAAGACAUUAUCCCCUGAAGAAACACACACCAAAGAGUUGAUUCAGUUGGUGAAAAAGGGACGAGCUCCGCUGAUAAUUGCAUACUUGAAACGUCAUAACCUGACUGUUGAUUUCUCGUUACAACCAGCAUUUACAUACGCGAUAACACCGACCCUCCUUCAUUGUGCAUCACAACAAGGGCUGAAACAAAUGGUGACGAUCCUAAUGACCAAUAUGAAAGCAGAUCCUACCAUAAAAAACAAUAAAGGUAAAACAGCUUGGGAUUUAAGUCAAAAUGUGGCUGUCCAAAGAUGUUUCCAAAUAGCGAGACAAACCCUGGGCGAAGACUAUAAAAACUGGGAUGAAUCGCAUAUAGGUGAGCCCUUGACUAGAGAACAAGUAGAAGAGUUGAACAAAAGGGAAAAAGAGAUGGAGGAAAAUGAAAAUGCAGCUUUGAUCGAAAGGGAACUGAAAGCCUCUAAAGAGAGGCAGCAACAGGAGAAAGAUGCCGCAAGAGGGCCAGGGUACAAACUGGACCCUGCUGCUAACAUCUCAGAAACUGAAAGAAACUUUAAUUCCUUAACGGAGGAUCAAAAAAGACGACUAAUGAGGGAACAAAGAGCCAGAGCGGCAGAAGCAAGAAUGAAGCAAGUUAAAUAG